AUGUCAUUUUUCAGCUUCAUGAAAAUUUUUAGACUGGGUCCUGAGAAGAAAAAGGUGAAACAGUACCAGCACCUUAAGAGAGAUGUGGAUCCUGAAGACGUGUGGAGGGUGAUUGGAGAACUGGGAGAUGGGGCCUUUGGCAAAGUUCUCAAGGCACAGAACAGGGAGACAGGGGACAUUGCAGCUGCCAAGGUAAUAGGUUCAUUGGACGAGGAGGAGCUGGAAGAUUACAUGGUGGAAAUAGAGAUUCUGGCCUCGUGUGAUCAUCCUAACAUUGUAAAACUCCUCGAUGCUUUCUACUAUGGAAACAGCCUUUGGAUUCUCAUUGAGUUUUGCCCUGGCGGCGCUGUCGAUGCUAUUAUGUUGGAACUGGAAAGAGGGUUGACAGAGCCACAGAUUUGUGUUAUUUGCAGACAGACACUCGAAGCACUCCACUACCUCCACAAUAACAAGAUCAUCCACCGGGACCUGAAAGCUGGAAAUAUCCUUCUGACACUGGACGGAGACAUUAAACUAGCUGAUUUUGGAGUAUCUGCACAGAAUGCUCACACCAUCCAACGGAGAGCAUCAUUCAUCGGGACACCCUAUUGGAUGGCUCCAGAGGUUGUCCAGUGUGAAACUUCAAAAGAUGCACCCUACGACCACAAGGUUGAUGUCUGGUCUCUUGGAAUCACGCUGAUUGAGCUGGCUGAGAUGGAACCUCCGCACCAUGAGCUCAACCCAAUGAGGGUCCUCCUGAAGAUCACAAAGGCACCCCCUCCGACUCUCUCCCACCCUUCCCAAUGGUCACCAGAUUUUAAAGAUUUCUUACGAAGAGCUUUGGAAAAAAACGUAGAUGCUCGAUGGUGCGUAAAGCAGCUUCUCCAGCACCCAUUCGUUACUGCGGUGGCAAGCAACAAGCCAAUCAGAGAGCUGAUUGCUGAAGCCAAGGCCGAAGUGAUGGAGGAGAUUGAAGAGGGCAAGGAGGGUGAAAUGGAGGCUCUCGCAUACCAGCCGUGUUCCGUUAGUGGGCUCAACACAGAGGAGGAACAGCCAAUGAACAUCACCGAGGCUUCGCUGGAGGAAGAGUCAGUAAGCGAAGGGCUGGUUGAUGACGGUAGUGCUGUUAACUCAACUUUGAGCAGCACUGAGAACGACAAAGCCAGCACUGGCGAAUCAAUGGAGCACUUGGCCAACAGCAAGGAGGUGCGCACGAUUAUAGGCACAGGUGAAACAUGGGAAAAUGAGGGAAUGACAGUGGUCAAUGGCUUCCCCAAUGAGGCUGAUAUGGGAAGUGCUGAGGAGAUGCAUUUGGAACACCCUGUCGCAAGAUCUAAUCUCACGAACGUUAAUCAAGAUGGUGAGCUCCUGAUAAGUCCACAAGGUUCAACGGAAUUGCAAGUGAAGAUAAACAAUGCUAUCCUAAGUGAGACAGAGCAAGAGUGUGAUAAACCAAGCAAUACCAUUGAAGAAUCUGAGCCUGUGAAGGACAAAGAAUUGGGAACUGAUUUUGAAGAGCUGACACACUCAGGAAUUGAAGACUCUAGCUGUGCAGCGCCAAAAGUGGAACAGGACGAUGGAGAGUCGAGACUGAGCAAUGAGGACUUAAGGAUAGAAUCCACUGGCCCAUCACCUUCAAGGGGAGAGGAUCCAGCAGAGUCACCCGGACUAUUAUCUGGAGAGACAGAAAAUGAGGUGUCCAAGAUUUUGGAAAACCCAUUGACAGAAACCACAGGAUCAGUGGAAGAUUCUGCAGUGGCAGAAAUAAAUGUGGUGACUCCAGAGGGGAGUCCAUCAGGAGCGCUACCUGUUGAAAUGUUUGAAGAUACUAACGUGGAGUCAACACAGGAAGGGACCGCCAUUCUUUCUCUUGGACCUGGGAGAGCUGAGACUGUAGUGUCAGAUCAGAAUGCUUGUGACAGAGAAUGUGAAACCUUUACAGACACCAAAAUAAUGGCAGUUGUCCAAGAUUUCCAAAUCAGCGGUCAGGAUCUAAAGGAAGAAAAGUUAAUUUCUCCCACUCAGCCAACUGAAAAUAGUGGUCGACAUCAGAAAGAUGUUCUACAGCUAUCCGAAAAUAUUGUAAGGACUGAUGGAGACUCUCAGCUAUUACCAUCUGUGUGUGUGGAGCCUGCAGCUGGCCGAGUGGAAGAGACAAAGGCAGAGGGAUCUGAUUCGGAGAACGCAAAUAACGAAACGCCCGAUUCCACAUUGGAGCAGUCAGACAAGAUUGUUGGGAAACUGGUUUCAGAAGUAAUGCACAGAAGUAGGAGCGAAGGCUCGAUUGAAUCUCUUCAGUGCGAAGAGGCAGCAGGUCAUUUGACGAAGAUUCCAGAACUGAUCAAGUCUUCAGUCGAGAGGACGGGGGCUGCACACGGAAGUGAGGAAACCAUCGGGACGGAAGAGCCUAAGCUUUUGGAGUGUGAAGAAACCGUGAUGCCACGAACUGUAACAACGGCGGACGAUACUCAAUCUGUCAACAAGGAAACCGCAGAGCCGGGACUUGACGAUUUAACUGAAGCUGAGGAAGGUGGAUCCAACUGGGGUGAUGAUGUUGCCAUAGUAACCUGCAUUGUAAACGAACUGAUCGACCUGGUAGUGGCCAACGAUCGGGAAGAGGAGGUGAGCGACUCACAAGAGAGUGAGCAAGAAAUUGCGCCAUGCCUUCCGAAAGGUGCAGGUUCCCUCAGCGGAGAAGGUUUCGUUGAAGAGGUCAACAGUUCCGAUGGAGGGAUGAACCCUUCAAAAGAAUCUGCUGAGAGAGAACAGGAGGAAGAAUGUGUGAACAAUCACGCGGCAGAGGAAGAAUCGUGUGACCACCUGAGGGAACAGGAGAAGCACGAACAAAGAGGACAGAUUGAGGCCAACGACGCCGCACCUGCCGAAGACACUUCAUGUAACCAGAAAAAUCAAAUCUCUCCAGAUCCCCUGACGAAGAUCCUCGAACCAGCAGUUUCCAAGGAAACUGAAAGAUUGGAGGCAAAUGGCUUCACCAUUGUGGUGGGAGAGACACAACAUCUUUCUACUGCAAAUCCUGCUUUGGUUGAACAUUCACAGGAGAGUGCGAUUGGGGAGAGGAGAGUUUCCUACCUUUGUGGCAUUGAGGAACUUGAAUCAAAUCGAUCCCCUGCUUGCACUCAUGAUGUGUUUUAUAAACAGAGGCACUUUGACGAGUUUGAGGAAGAAGAUAGACCCACACUGCGGAAGACAUUAAAGAAGACCCGAAAAUUUGUGGUGGACGGUGUGGAAGUGAGCGUCACGACAUCGAAAGUGGUCAGCGAAGAUGAUAAGAAGGACCAAGAUAUGCGGUCGGCCAGGCGCCAGGAGCUGCGGGAACUUCGACUCCUACAGAAGGAGGAGCAGCGACUGCAAAGCCAGCUUGACCUGAAGCUGCAGCAACAACGGGAGCAAAUGAUCCGGCAAAUUGAGCAGGAAAUGAUGAACAAGAAGCAAUAUUAUGACCAGGAGAUUGAAAACCUGGAGCGGAACUACAGACAGAUUAUUGAUCGGCUAGAGCAAGACUACGCCAACCGACUGCGCGAUGAGGCAAAACGCCUGAAGGCACAACAAGCAAAAGCGUUCGCAAAAAAUCGUCAAUCGUUGAAUGACAAGAAGCAAGAACAAGAAUUCAUCCAAAGGCAACAACAGGAACUGAACGAGGGUCUGCAAAAGAUUGUUCAGGAGCGGAAGACAAAGAUAUCAUCCAUGGCUUCUGAGCGGUUGAUGAAAGGGCAACAGCUCAAGAGAGACCGUGAGUCGGUGGUCUGGGAUGUGGAGCAGCGCCAUCUGCAAGAGAAAUAUCAUCUGUUCAAGCAGCAAGUGAAGGAACAGUGUUCGCUGCAGAGGCAACUGCUGAUGAAGCGACAUGAGAAGGAGACGGAGCGAAUGACCCACCUCCAUGGCUGUCUCCUCGAGGACCUGAAGAGCCAGCAGGCGCAGGGGAGGGCUCGUCUUCCCAAGGUGCAGCGUAACGACAGCAAGGUCAGACUGAACAUCUUCAAGCAGAGCCUGAAGAUCAAGGCCGUGGGCUCAGCGGAGCAAAGGGAGCUCAUCAAACAGUUUUUAGCCCAGGAGGAGGUCCAACAGAAAGAGGAGAGGCAACAGCAACAGCAAAAACACGAAACUCACCUCAAGGAGUUGCAGAAGCAAUGUGAUAACAACAUUGUGGAGUUACAGCAGCUUCAGAACGAGAAAUUGAACCUCCUGGUGACUGGCGAGAAGGAGAAGCUGAAGACACUCGAUGAGGAACACACAAUGGAACUGAAGGAAUGGAAAAAGCGGCUGGCAUCUCGCAAAGAGAUCCUCGAGGAAGAGCUGUUCCAUAAACGGCAGCAGCCAGAUGCCCCUCACAGGCGGAGCAGCGAGCCGAACGCCUCCAAGUCUUCGUUGCACCGCAUCUCCCGGUUCUUCCCCCUGCCCAACUUCCCGUCGUAGGUGACCUCCGCUCGCUGGCUCCCC
Molecule: messenger RNA, 4437 nt
Organism: Carcharodon carcharias (great white shark)
Lineage: Eukaryota; Metazoa; Chordata; Chondrichthyes; Lamniformes; Lamnidae
Product: serine/threonine-protein kinase 10-like
Exons: 20
Coding region: 1-4413 (1470 amino acids)
Biological process (GO): protein phosphorylation
Molecular function (GO): protein serine/threonine kinase activity; ATP binding
Source: RefSeq, a predicted model, not a curated record